Xenopus tropicalis (tropical clawed frog) is the source of this 5480-nucleotide messenger RNA. RefSeq names its product zinc finger and BTB domain containing 47 (gene zbtb47). The transcript has 6 exons. Gene Ontology annotation, biological process: regulation of transcription by RNA polymerase II. Bases 254 to 2455 code for a protein of 733 amino acids. The record is from RefSeq and is a predicted model, not a curated record. Lineage: Eukaryota; Metazoa; Chordata; Amphibia; Anura; Pipidae. Gene Ontology annotation, cellular component: nucleus.
CCUGGCAAGCACACCCACAGAGCCUGAGAGAGACCCCCGCCUCCUCUGUCUCUCUCCCCCCUCCGGGCCGGGAAUGGAACAUGGCGCUGGCAGCAGCAGGAGGAUGCGGCGGAGGAGCGGAACGUACAGGACAAUAAGAGGCAGCGGAGGAGGAGGGGGGCACGCACAGUCGCUCCAUGUUCAUGGAGAAUAAAGGCCCAGUGCCGGCACCUGAGCGUCAGGACUUCUCGCCUCCCCCCAGCACUGCAGCAAAAUGUUGAUAGUUGAGAAGACAACAGACUACCCUUCCACGGAGUACUCUCUAGUGGAAGAUGUGGCUCUCCACUUCACAUGUCUCAUGGACAGACUCAACGAGCAGCGCCUGUUUCAGCCCGACCUCUGCGAUGUUGACAUUGUCCUGGUCCAGCAGAAGAGCACUUUCCCCGCUCAUAAAGGGGUCCUCGCUGCCUACAGUCAGUUCUUCCACUCCCUCUUCACCCAGAACAAGCAGCUCCAAAGAGUGGAACUGUCCUUGGAAGCCCUGACGUCUCGAGGCUUCCAGCAGAUCCUCAACUUCAUCUACACCUCCAAGCUGUUGGUCAACGGCUGCAACGUGCAGGACGUCCUCAACGCGGCGGCGGUGCUGCAAAUGAACGAAAUCGUUACGUCAUGUCAGGAGUUGAUCCACAGCAGGUCCUUAAACCUGUCCAUGGCCAAUGAUAUUCUAGAAGCAGAGGACACUAGGAAUGAUACUCCCACUGUAAUGCCACCGCAGUUCUACAGGGAGAUCAAGCAGGAGGUGGAUGCACCUCCAACUAAAAUUUAUGCACGGGAAGGGAAUGACCCUUACUCGGUCAGAGUAGAGGACAGUGUAACCAAAGGGCAUCUUCCCAACACAUCGUCACCCAAGCAGUAUUUCAAAGAUGAGGAGAGGAGUGGACAGAGGGUUUGUAAAAUCGAAGGAGGAGACUCUGAAGAGGACAUUGAAAGCCAAGAGUCCUUCAACAGGGAGCAGAUAAUAGUAGAGGUCAAUUUGAAUAACCAGACACUAAAUGUCUCCAAGGGGACAGACGGAAAAGGUUCCUCAGAGCCGGUAACGGUCCUAGAUCGAUCGGAUGGAGACGACCGAGGCUCUGAGGAGGAUGGAGACGAUGAGAACGAGGAGGAGGAAGGUGGGCUGGAGGAAGAAGAUGACUUUUUAGACAUGUUGGAGGAUGAAGAAGACGAAGGCAUGCAGAGCGAUGAUGACAACGAGGAAUCGCGGGAGGAGGACAGGGACAAUGAUGAGACGGAGGAGAUUGCCAAGGAUGAAAACUCCGCUGAGGAGGAAAGCCCAUCCCCUAGCGACGACAAGGCCACCAAGCUGACGAAAGGUUCCAAAGGAACUCGAAAUCAAAGGGGAGCAGGAGGCAGUGGGAGGAGGAAAAAGAAAGGAGGACAGGAUGGGGUGGGCCAGAAAGGCAAAUUUGAAGAGAAGCAGAACUUCCCGUGUAAGAAGUGCCCUAGGGUGUUCAACAAUAGGUGGUACCUGGAGAAGCACAUGAACGUCACCCACAGCCGGAUGCGGAUUUGUGAUAAAUGUGGCAAACGGUUCCUGCUGGAGAGUGAAUUGAUGCUGCAUCACCAGACGGACUGUGAAAAGAACAUUCAGUGCUUAACGUGCGGGAAGACCUUCAAGAAGCUGUGGUCGCUGCACGAGCAUAACAAGAUAGUGCACGGCUACGCCGAGAAGAAGUUCUCCUGCGACAUCUGCGAGAAGAAGUUCUACACCAUGGCCCACGUCCGAAAGCAUCUGGUCGCGCACACAAAGGAUAUGCCUUUCACCUGCGAGACCUGCGGCAAGUCGUUCAAGCGCAGCAUGUCCCUCAAGGUCCACUCACUCCAGCACUCUGGGGAGAAACCAUUCAAGUGUGAGAACUGCCACGAGCGCUUUCAGUACAAGUACCAGCUGCGCUCCCACAUGAGCAUCCACAUCGGGCACAAGCAGUUCAUGUGUCAGUGGUGCGGCAAGGACUUUAACAUGAAGCAGUAUUUUGACGAACACAUGAAGACCCAUACCGGUAAGGAAAGAGAGAAGCCGUUCAUCUGCGAGAUCUGCGGCAAGAGCUUCACCAGCCGGCCCAACAUGAAGCGGCACCGGCGGACGCACACCGGCGAGAAGCCCUACCCCUGCAACGUGUGCGGCCAGCGCUUCCGUUUCUCCAACAUGCUGAAAGCCCACAGGGAAAAGUGCUUCCAGGGGGGCAAUCCUCUGACUCCGGGCAGCCCGGGCACGGCCGCCAGUCUCUCCGCCUCGUCCCAGAGCGGCAACUCGCCUGGCCAGACCAGCCCUGGUCUCUCCCCGACCCUCCAACAGCACUCGAUGGGUUUGCCGCUUCUCCACUCGCUCGCCCACAGCAUGGCUCCUCCCACUCACCACCUUCCCCCGCCCCCGCCACUGUUUCCUGCCGGACGGGUCAACACCAACAAUAACUAAAGGCCAAGUUAAGACUUCAAAGUGCCCCUCAGUACAACUGAUACGGUUGUCUAUGACUUUGCCUCCCUUCCCUUUAGAUCCCACCCCCACACGUAAAUGGGGGGGGUAUAAGGGAGGGAGAAACCAUCUUGUUGUCCUUUUAAUAGCACCUUGCACCAGUAGCCGCUCAGUAUACACCUAGCCGUGACGCCGUUGCUUGGCGAGACCGGAAAGGGCUACUAGUGAUUCGCUCCACGCGUGUGCGUUAUAGCGUCACGCCAAAUCCCGGCGAGAUUUCUCGGUUUCCAUUUCCUUCCUUUGUAACGAUUUAUUUGCACACAUUCCUAAUGCACCACCCCCCCCUGUUUUUUUUAAGGAAAAAAUUUAUAAUGUUAUUAUUUUGUAAUCUCGAGCGUUUUGGGGCUUUCGCGCUGGAGGUGGGGGGGGGGGGGCAUUUUGGAGACUUAAGUGACGUCCAGGGGAACGCUCUCAAAUGAUGGAUAUUUGUGCAAAGCGGCUGCCAGUCUCGGGCAGGGUAUGGUUGCUUAGCAACUGUGGUUGGUCUCCUCUGCUUGACCGGAUCCCCCUUCUGUCGGCAGAACAAGGAAUUCUCUCCGGCUGCCCCCCCCUCCCCGUUUGCUUUACUCGGGGCUCAAUACGCCCCUCGUCCUCCUCCUUCAUAUGUCCGUACAUUUCACCCCCGGGUUCUAGUUAGUCCAUGCCAACGUUCACCCCAGGGGGAUUGUUUUAUAUCACCGUAUCUCAAAGGGGUUGUUCACCUUUAGAGAGUCAUAUUCUGAGACAAUUUGCAAUUGGUCUUCGUUUUUUUAUUAGGCGUGGCCUCUGAAUUAUUUAACUUUUUGUUCGGCAGCUCUCGAAUUCUUUUGGAGCAGGUAUGCGGUUGCUAGGGUCCAAAUUACUAUAGCGACCAGGCUGUGGUAGGAGUGAGACAUGGGCAUAUGAAUAGGAAUGAGUUGGAAGAAGGCAAAUAAUUCAAAAAGUAUAAGUAUUAAAAAAAAUUAAAUAAACAAAGACCAAUUGAAAAGUUGCUAUUAAUCGCUCAUUCUAUAACGUAUUAAAGUUAAUUCAAAGGUGAACCACCCCUUUAAUGUGAUGAGUAGUGGUAAUUUGUAGAGGUAAAUGGGUCUCAGUUAUCCGCCUAAACUACUACUCCCAGCAGCCUCCGUUUAUUCAUUGGCAAUAAGGGGUUGGUAAAGUUUGUCUUUCAGCAAUAGGGUCCGAGGCUGGAGUUGGGGGGUCUAGCGGGGCCCAUAUUGUGACCAGCUCAGUGUUUCUGUCCCCCCCCUAUAAAUCUAUAUAUAACGUGUAUAUAGUCAGAUGUUGUCACGCCCCUUUUAUCCGGAUACUGUGUAUUGCAGCACUUUGCCGAAACCUUGUGGUUUUGUUCUAAAGCUUUUUAAUUAGGGAUUAUGUACCCCCUACUGGAAUAUAUAAGGAUAUUAAGUCACGAGGAGGAGCUCCAGGACUGUAUUAAGAUACACGAGGCCCUUGGACAGAUCCGAGGUAACUAGUAGGGGGUAGUUUCGCUUUAAAGGGAUAGAUCAUUCUCUCAAUGCAACCCAUUGAGCCAAGCUCUAGGUUCAACCAAUUGGCUUCUUAAGACCAGCCCCCCAUGAUCCCAAGGAGCUUGUUCAUUGGUCGCAGAGCUUGGCAACCCCCUGGUAAUGAACUAAUGAAUAAGGAUUUAGUUCCCAGAGCAGGAAGAUGGUCUUCUUGGUCUUGGUCUUGGUCUUGGUCUUGGGCUUGGUCUAGACAGUUGCAGAAGAUAUCUUAUAUUAUGGAUAGAUGUUCCAUAGAACCUUCAGAGGGGGACGUACACCGUCCAUCAGUGUUACAGCCUUUGAAGCACACUGAGGAUACUGGGAACUGUAGUCCAGCAUGAAACCGUUUUCUAGCCCCCUAAACGACAGUUUAUCAGCUCCUAUAGUGAUCUCCCUAUGUCAGAGUGGAGCAAGAUGGGGAUGGGGUUCUCUUCGUGCUCCAAUAUUAAAGGCUAGACUUCUAUUGAAGGUUUAUAUCCCCUUUAAAUGUUUCUCUGGUCAGAAUAUGAGCUUUAAUCCCAGUUAGAUACAUUGCUUUAUGUAUGGAAACGGCAGCAGGUUUCAACUUGUUGUGAACAUCUUUACUUCCCCUUUAAACAGUAAAAGGCUCCACGGAGCUAUAGUAUUGGGCGGUAGGGAUGUGUUUAUGUGUAUGGCUUUACCUUGGCACCACCGGACCGAACCAAUAUCAGCCCUGGGGGGAGUCCUGCUAUCUACCGGACCGUUGAACUUUUUAGAAUGGACUGUUCUUGGGUCGUUAAAUAUCCGCCAAAGUUUCCCCCCUCCCCCCCUUGUCUCCAGUGUAUAAAAGCUGAACUUUGCCUUUAAGUCCGCCGGCUACCAGGAGGAGCUUUUUUUGAUUUUAUUAAAAAAACUAGUCUGCUGAUUGGACACUGGGCGGCAUAAUGAAUGCAAAGCAUUCUGGGAGAAGGAGCGGAAGACGCUCUACAAAAUGUUCAGUAUUCGGCUUUCAACUUCUUCCCGUCUUUUCAUUUCCGUUUUUUUUUUUUUUAAUUUUCUUUCUUUUUGUAGAUAGAAAAGAAAAAUGGUCAAAAACACUAGACUCUGUCGGAAAAGGAAACAAAAUCGUCAAUAUCCCCCUUUUUUUCACUAUAUCGUAUGCUUUCCUAUACAGCUCCCCCCCCCCCCCCCGCUGUCUCACCGUAGUAUUGCCCGUUAACCGUUUUUCAUGUCUCUAGUGCUUUCAAGUGGAAAAAGGGGCGUGGUUAGAAGGGAUAGGAGAUCAUAAUAAACGUAGUCGUAGAAAAGGAAUAAAAAAAAAAAUACAACUUUUUUUAUUUAGCGAGGAAACGUCCGGAGCACAAUUUAGACGAAGAUGUGUGCGGCGAUUCCGAAUCGGGGGAAAAAAAUCUCAACCACUUGCCUAUUGCCAAUCUGACAAAUAAACAACAUGUUCUUUCCUUUUUAAAUAGUAAAAAAACAAAAAAAUUCUUUGAGAAAAUAAAAAAAAUACAUUUGAGCAA